Messenger RNA from Periconia digitata, 1400 nucleotides. Lineage: Eukaryota; Fungi; Ascomycota; Dothideomycetes; Pleosporales; Periconiaceae. The record is from the annotation of a GenBank genome assembly.
UAUCGAUAACGGCUAAAUCUAGAAGCUGGUCGCGCUCAUGUAUGAACGACGACCAGGACUACACUGCAACAAUGCCCCCCAAAGGUUCCAAACGGGCAUCUCUCGCGGCUCCGUCAAAAACGCUGGUUCUAGACAAUGGUGGCUAUACGCUAAAAGCCGGUAUAGUCUCAUCUGCAAACUCAGAACCGAGCUAUGACACGUGCGCUGUGAUUCCAAACUGCAUCGCCCGCAGUACACGCGACAGACGAACAUACGUUGCUUCAGAGCUGGAGGAUUGCAAAGACUUUGGAGAGCUGGCUUUUCGAAGACCGGUAGAGAAGGGCUUCAUUGUCAAUUGGGAAGCGCAGAAGGCAAUCUGGGAUCACGAGUUCUCGGGCAACAGCGCGGGGGAUGGGCUAAGGUGUGAUCCUAAAGAAACCAACCUACUUCUCACCGAGAGGCCCAACUGCCCUAAAGAGUUGCAAAAGAAUUGCGACGAAAUCGUAUUCGAGCAAUUCGAGUUUGCAGCCUACCACCGUUCCAUAGGCCCAGUCUUCAAUGCGUACCAUCCCUUCGAGCCCAACUCGCUAUUCUCGCUGCCGCAAGAAUGCCUCCUUCUCAUCGAUACGUCCUACUCUGAUACGACUGUUCUGCCUGUCUACAAUGGCCAGCUCAUCCAAGCAGCAGUGCGACGGCUUACGGUCGGCGGGAAGCUCUUGACCAACUAUCUCAAAGAGCUAUCAUCGUUGAGACACUACAACAUGAUGGAGGAGACCUACCUACUUAACGAAAUAAAGGAAGCCGUUUCCUUCAUUGUGCCAUCAUACCAGCAGUUUGAGAAGCAUCUGGAGCAAACCUGGAAAGGGAGAGUUGGUGACAAGCGGGCUGUGGAUCCAUCUAUUGUACUAGACUACGUCUUGCCUGACUAUGAGCAUUCCAUCCAUGGCCAUGCGAGACCACAUGAUCCAGCGCAGUCAAAACUGCGUCGAGGUCUGCAACCUCAACAAGGCCCAAAAGAGGACCUGUUGCCGCUUGGAAACGAGCGGUUCGCCGUCCCUGAGCUGCUCUUCAAUCCUUCCGAUAUUGGUAUUGAAGAGUCUGGGCUGCCGGGCGCUAUUAUGGAGGCACUAAGCGUACUGCCGGAAGCAAUCAGAGUGGGAAUGAUGGCUAACGUCGUGGUAGUUGGAGGGAACUCGCUCAUUCCUGGGUUCAUGGAACGACUGGAUUCGGAACUUAGGGCUCUUAUCCCGUCACACUAUCUGCUGAACUUAACAAGGGCGGAAGAUCCUAUAAAACACACCUGGCUGGGUGCGGCAAGAUUUGCCAGCCAGCCGGAGCGAUUGAAGGAGGUCCUGGUUUCAAAGGCUGAGUAUGAUGAGAGAGGAUCAGCAUGGCUAGCAAAAAAGUUUGCUAAUACCUAA